AUGCUCAGGGCGAGCUUGACGCCCCGUGCGCUCGUUCCCGCGCGAGCCCUCGCGUCCCGUCGGGCGCGGGCUCGGCCGUCUCACUCGAGCGCCGCUGCCAGCGUCGUGUCCCGGAGCGCUGCUGACUCGAUUUUUUCGCGGAGUCGUUUCCCGCGAGAUGGCCGAGCGCGCGUCGUCGUGUCCGCGAACGCGGUGUCCGCUCCGGACGCCCCUCUGCGGCCGCCGGCGGUACCUUCACACGUCAUCCAGCUCGCUGCCGCGGUCGCCGCCCCGGCUCCUGCCGCACCCGCCAAGAUCACACUCGGGUUGAAGGUCCUCUUGGGCGGCCUCGCCACCAUCUUGCUCGCGGUCUUCACCGCGUGCAUCGCCGGCUUCCUCGUCGCGGUGCGCGAGAUGGUCCGCGCGUGCCGCGAGGCCACCAUCGCGAGCAGGUCCGUCGCCAACGCAUGCGAGAGCGUCAGCCAGGCGUGCUUGUCGCUCAGGGAGACCCUCGUCCAGGCGGACUCUGUGCUCUACAACGCCGAGGUUCUCAGCAGCGGCGGUGCGUCCAUUUCGAAGGAGAUUGGCGUCCUGCAACGGCGGCUCUCCGACCUCCCGAACACCGCGAGUCGAACGCUGAUGGAGGCCAUCACGCGGCAGUACUCCUCCCCGGAGAAUCCCGCGGACCCCAAGCAGCAGGGGGGCGCGUGGGUCGGCGGCGUCCGCGUCGAGAUCGGCGACGUCAUCAAGGGUGAACGCGUCGGCGCUCGGUGGAUCGGCGGUAAGAAAGGUUGCAACUUCGUGUUCGACCGCGCCAACCGCUUCCGUGUGGGAGAAUACUGCGCCGUCCCGAGGAACGACCAGACGUACACCUGGGGGGUCAUCGAGCUGAACGACGACGACUACAGCGUGGAGAAGAGCUCGGACGAUGACGACGCCGGCCUCAGCUGCGACUGGCCGCCGCAGGACUCGGGUGACCCCGCGCUCAGCUGCGAGUGGCCGCCGCGGGAUAUCGACGCCAUCCCGGAUACCGCGGCGACGUCGUCCUCGUUCGACGAUGGAGACGAGGACGCGGCGAAGGCUGCGGUGGGUCUCGGCGGGUGGUUCGAGCGGGGCGUCGUCGCGGUGCUCGGACCCAAGCGGGCGUACACAGCCGAGGGUUACCUGCGAGAGGUCACCGGACUGACGACCGUGGAGGAGAGGGAGUACAAGGUGGUGGUCGAGUUGGACACGAGCGUAUACAGCUUCAAGAUCAUGAACGCUGGAGACCUCGGCAAGCGCUCAGCGAGCGAAUGA
Molecule: messenger RNA, 1275 nt
Organism: Micromonas commoda
Lineage: Eukaryota; Viridiplantae; Chlorophyta; Mamiellophyceae; Mamiellales; Mamiellaceae
Exons: 1
Coding region: 1-1275 (424 amino acids)
Source: RefSeq, a predicted model, not a curated record